Messenger RNA from Thlaspi arvense, 1695 nucleotides. The record is from the annotation of a GenBank genome assembly. NCBI's taxonomy places the organism in Eukaryota, Viridiplantae, Streptophyta, Magnoliopsida, Brassicales, Brassicaceae.
GUAUACUACUAGUAUUUAUUAUAAUAUUUAUUUACUUUCUAUAUAAAUAUCUCUUGAAAUUCUAAAAAGAAAAACCUAAUUUCUCUCUUCUUCUUCUUGACGUAAAUUGUUUUUUUUUGUUUUGUUUCUGCUUUAGUCUGGACUGGGGACGGCCGGGAAGUUGACGGCUUUGAAUUUCCGGCAAUUAGAACAUAAGUCUUUUCCGGCCAUCUGAGGAGGAGAAAUCUGUUGUUCUGUUUAGGCGAACUCUGACGAGAAUGUUGGAAACUUGAGUGAUAGAGGAACUUGAGAGAGUUUAGACAUAAUAGCUGCUUCAGGUUCUCUCUUUCUCUCUCUAGUGGCUUGCUGAGUUGAUUUGACAGUAAAAAAGAGGAAAACAAGUUUGAAAUGGAAACAAGCGACAGAAUUAGCUCUGGUGUGACUGUUAUAGGAGCAGAAGCUCCAUCGGCGUAUCACAUGGCCCCGAGACCAUCAGAGAGCCCUAACCAGUUUGUGGCCAUGGACGCACCAGUGGCUACUGCUGGGGAAGCCUCGGGGAAGAAGAAGAGGGGCAGACCUCGUAAAUAUGAAGCUAAUGGUACUCCUCUGCCGAUGCAAAUUUCUUCAUCAGCUCCUCUUGUGAAGAAACGAGGAAGAGGGAAGCCUAAUGGUUUCGAUAUGAAGAUGCCUCAGAGGAUGGGAGGAUUCCAUACUUCUGGUGAAAUGUUUGGGGUUGCGGGUGGUGUUGGAUCAAAUUUCACGCCACACAUAAUCACAGUGAACACUGGUGAGGAUAUUACAAUGAGAGUGAUAUCGUUUUCACAACAAGGACCGCGAGCUGUUUGUAUUCUAUCAGCGAAUGGAGUGAUAUCUAACGUCACCCUUCGCCAGCCUGAUUCCUGCGGUGGUACUCUCACCUACGAGGGUCUGUUUGAGAUUCUGUCGCUAUCUGGUUCGUUCAUGGAAACAGAGAAUCAAGGUUCAAGAGGUCGGUCUGGUGGCAUGAGCAUCUCUCUGGCUGGUCCUGAUGGUCGCGUUGUCGGUGGCGGCGUGGCAGGCCUGCUCAUUGCUGCCACUCCCAUUCAGGUUGUUGUUGGCAGUUUUGUAACGAGUGAUCAACAAGAACAUCAGAAACCAAGGAAGCAAAAGCUCGAAUAUUCUUCUGCAACGGUCAUGUCACUGCCUCCUCCCCCUCCUCCUCCUCCUCCUCCGGCUUCUGUUUUCCCAGAGAGAGAGCAGCCGCCAUCUGCAUUCGACAUUUCCAGCUGGAACAACGGACAGGACAACCCGAGACACUCGGCCACUGACAUCAACAUAUCUUUACCGGCCGACUGAAGUGAUAUAGGAUCGAAGAUUAGGUUUCGGACUAACUCGCUGCUCUGUGUACAAUCGUUAGGAGGAUUGUUGAAGCUGAAUGUUACUACUACUGUGCGCUUUUCUUGUACGCCAAGUUAUCUGUCUUUUACAACUUACCUGAGCUUCUUCUACUUGUAACUCUCCUUGUCCGUCUUGCUUGUUCCCUUAGUACUAGUACCGCCAGUUUCCAUUUUAGUUUUACUCAUUUUUCAUUGCGGAUUAUUCUGUGUCUGCCCCUUUUACAUUGUUUUCAUAUGACAUAUUUACAGGUUAUGAAAUUGUGUGGUUCCACAAUCAUAAUUUAUGUAUUAUAGCGACUUUUAUGAUCCUUAAUGGAACAAAUAAUUAUCAAGCUUACAA